Ictalurus furcatus (blue catfish) is the source of this 1346-nucleotide messenger RNA. RefSeq names its product testis expressed 261 (gene tex261). The record is from RefSeq and is a predicted model, not a curated record. Bases 257 to 847 code for a protein of 196 amino acids. Gene Ontology annotation, cellular component: COPII-coated ER to Golgi transport vesicle; endoplasmic reticulum membrane; Golgi membrane. Gene Ontology annotation, biological process: endoplasmic reticulum to Golgi vesicle-mediated transport. Gene Ontology annotation, molecular function: COPII receptor activity. NCBI's taxonomy places the organism in Eukaryota, Metazoa, Chordata, Actinopteri, Siluriformes, Ictaluridae. The transcript has 6 exons.
UUUUUUCAGCAGGGGAGACAAGCUACAGACAGUAUCAGCAUGGUUGUGCAGUGUAAUAUCUCCUCCAGCCAGAAGUGGCGCUGUGGCUUCUCCUCUGCACUGUCGCGUUUUCUUCCUGACCUCUCGCUGAGGACUGAGGAAACGCUGGGUGAACUUUGCCCGCUUCAGUUUUUAGCGUAUUGCCAAAUCGCGCUGUUUUGUUUACAUUUUUUUGUAUUUAUUCGAAGUGUUUUAUCAUAUUUUUUUUUUUAAAAAGAUGUGGUUUAUUUAUUUACUAAGCUGGGUGUCCUUGUUAAUACAGGUGUCCUUUGUUACCCUCGCUAUUGCUGCAGGUCUGUACUACCUGGCAGAGUUGAUAGAGGAGUACACAGUUGCCACCAGUCGUAUAAUAAAAUACAUGAUAAUGAUCUCCACGGCAGUACUGGCAGGACUCUACCUGUUUGAAGGCUUUCCCAUGCUCAUGAUUGGGGUCGGCCUCUUCACUAACCUGGUGUACUUUGGCCUGCUGCAAACGUUCCCUUAUAUUAUGCUCAGUUCACCAAACUUCAUCCUGUCAUGUAUACUGGUGGUGAUAAAUCAUUAUAUGGCCUUCAAGUACUUUGCAGAGGAGUACUACGCCUUUUCGGAGGUUCUAGCAUACUUCACAAUUUGUCUGUGGGUGAUACCAUUUGCUUUCUUUGUAUCCCUGUCUGCUGGGGAAAAUGUUCUUCCAUCCACAAUGCAGCAAGGAGAUGAUGUGGUGUCAAACUACUUUACCAAAGGGAAGAGGGGCAAACGCUCCGGGAUCCUCCUGAUAUUCUCCUUCCUGAAAGAGGCUGUUUUGCCAAGCCGGCAGAAAAUGUACUGAAGCACUACACUUAAAGGGUAGAGGACAGAUGGAGGGCUUGGGAAGGGGUGAGAGAUGGGUUAUGGGCAGGGUUUCCAGGUGUCCUAGUGAACUGGAUUCAUGAGAUGAAGGGAGAGGGGGAUGUUUAGGGGGCCGAAAGGUAAAAGAACUAAAGAGAGAACCUGUGUGGAGUACCAUGUCUGGACGGAUGCACACAACCUGCCACGGACAUACGAGCUCCUCAACUGAACUAACAUGUCUGUCUCUCUGUUUUUCCAUCUGUUUUAAAUGAAGUGAGCACAGCCAAUGUACGCUCCAUAAGUAACCCUCAGCCGUGGAAUGUCUUCAGGCUCUGGUUUCCUUGACAGGCUUUAUUAAGACUGAUUUGGGACUGAAAUGACAGGGAGUGACAAUUGUCAAUUUUUGUGUAGAACUUUGUUUAAUUUGUGUCUGGAAUUUUGUCCAAAAAGUCUUUCAUUUUUAAAGGCUUGAAUCAUAGACAUGUGAUGCAGUGUCUUUA